CGGACCAUUAAAUCCAUCUGUGUGUUGGGCUGGAGAACAGUAGCAAGCAGUAGCAACAGCUCUGUAUGAGGUCUCUACCCGGUGUCUGUCAUUACAAACUGUGAGUAGCUAAUAAAAGCUGCGCGCGCUCCGCAUCUCUGCUCAAUCCAGCCCUUUUCACUCAAGGCAUUCUCUGUGCGCACUUUACCAUGUAGCCAGAGCCACAUAGUCGUGGCACCUACAGUUAUUUAUUUUCUUGCGUAGACUUAUUUUCAAUGGUCUCGCUCUUUUUUUACAACUUAUUUCAGCAUGAUGGCAAAUUAUCAAAGGUUGGUUAUUUUCAAAGGUGAAUUCAAACGACAGAGAGCUGUCAAACCUCGUUUCGGCUGAACGUAUUGGAGAGUUGUUUGAGAAGGUUUCAUGGUGGGAAAUGAAGACCCAGUGAACUCAGACAAACGGAAUAAAGUUUUACAUUGGAUGAUAUUUUAUCGAUUUUAAAGGUGGGAUGUCAUAGUCAAAGCUCCUUGGAUAUCUGAGAGACAUUGAGGAACCAGAGCCGCCAUGGACUCCUGGGUGUUCCCCUCCUCGCUCCCCAACAUAACCGAAGAACCCCUGAUGUACGACAGCUUUAUUCUGGUCAACGAGUCAACGGAACCCAAUGGUACCUAUACUGGUGACAACACGUUCAACCAGACCAGCACCAUGGUCAUCACCUUCCUCUACUUCCUGGUGUGUGGUAUCGGUCUCUGCGGCAAUGCCCUGGUGAUCUACGUCAUCCUGCGCUACGCCAAGAUGAAGACGGUCACGAAUAUUUACAUCAUGAAUUUGGCGGUUGCAGAUGUUCUGUUCAUGUUGGGGUUACCGUUCAUCGCCAUUCAGCUGGCGCUGGUCCACUGGCCGUUUGGUGCGGUGCUGUGCCGCGUGGUCAUGACAGUGGACUCACUCAACCAGUUCACCUCCAUCUUCUGCCUUAUGGUCAUGAGCAUCGACCGCUACCUGGCCGUGGUGCACCCCAUCCGGUCCACCAAGUGGCGUAAACCACGUAUGGCCAAGACCAUCAACCUGGCGGUGUGGGGGGUGUCGCUCCUGGUCAACCUGCCCAUCAUUAUCUACAGCGGUUUAAUCACCAAGCACAAUAGUUGCUUCUGUACCAUCGUGUGGCCAGAGCCCGAGGAGGCCUACUACACCGCCUUCAUGUUCUACACCUUCGUCCUGGGUUUCUUCCUCCCGCUCAUGGUCAUCUGCCUGUGUUACCUUCUCAUCAUCAUCAAGGUGAAGUCCUCAGGGAUCCGUGUCGGGUCCACUAAGAGGAAGCGCUCGGAGAGGAAGGUGACCCGCAUGGUGUCCAUCGUGGUUGCCGUGUUCGUCUUCUGCUGGCUGCCCUUCUAUGUCUUCAAUGUGACUUCGGUGACAGGAACCAUCUCCACCACGCCCUUCCUGAGGAGCACCUUUGCCUUCGUGGUGGUCCUGGGUUACGCCAACUCGUGUGCCAACCCCAUCCUUUACGCGUUCCUGUCAGAGAACUUCAAGAAGAGCUUCCAGAACGUUCUGUGUCGGAAGAAGGUGGGCGGGCUGGAUGUGAUUGAGCGCAGCGAUAGCAAGCAGGACAAGUCUCGUAUGAUGAAUGACCCCACGGAGACUCAAAGCACGCUGCUCAAUGGAGACCUGCAGACCAGCAUUUGAUGUUUGUUUACACUAACACAUCCCCUUAUGUGUGAUCUAUACAGACAUCUUUGAUUUCACAUCAAAGCUCCCUCACAAGCUCAUCACACACAAACAAAAACACAAACAAAACACAUGCAUGCACACAAACGCACAGAAACAAACACACAUGUUUCUGCAGAUGGAAUUGAUCAUCCUGACCUGUUAUCAUGCCCUAUGAACAACUCAUGUAGGGAGAGUGAUUGUAGUUGAUCUCAUAGUGUGAUAUUCUGUAAGCAUUCUCUUCCCCCGUGGAUGAGGUGAAAAAAGGCCAAAGGAACUAAGCCCUCAUGGUGUCUGCUCCUCAACGGCUGUUAUCACCCUCUUCAUGUCUCAUAUUUCUGUUUACAACCUCUCUCUUUACUUUCUAAAAAGACAUACAAUGAUAUGACAGUGGGUUUUCCUGGUGGUAAAACCCAUCAAUUGUAAUAUAGUCAUAAAGGAGAUAAUACUAGCUGUAGCUGUGACUUUGCUCUCUGUUUGGGUGGAAAGCUGAAGACGAGUACUGAGUGUAUUGACACUGGGAAGGAGUGGACAGUGACAGGAUCACAUGAGGACCAGAACAGGGUUGUGUUCAUUAGGCCCCAAAAGGAAGAAAGGGACUGAAACCGGGAAGUGCUACCUGAACUUGUCCAAUAAGAAACAUUUGUUUUCUGCUGCAGAACAUUUUGCCAUGUUGUGUCCUGAUUAAUAAGUCCCAGACCGUUACUUACAGUUACUGAUUGACAUCAGAUGAGACUUAACCAUGGAAAUCAAGGAUUCCCUUUACAUACGUUUACACUAGCAGGGUGAACCUCCAUCUUUGUCUUUGUCACGUUGUCCUGUAGCCGAGUAAACACCAGACUAGGACGUAAGAAGUAUGCCAAAGUGAGACUAGGACUAUAGCAGACUCACCGUGUGCAAAUUGUCUGUUUACAAAGAUUGUGUGUCCAAAAUGGUGGGCUCUGCAGAAUGUGGAUUUAGUAACAUGCCUCUAUGCUCAGAUACUGUAUUACUUAACACAACCGUGAGCAGAAGACCACAUCACCUCUGGAUCACUACACCAAGGUGUGGUUCGGUUGUCUAAUUACUUUCUACAGAGAGAGGAGGAACAGUAGAGAUGUUGGGACUACUUUGAAAUGAUAUAAAAACACAUGAUAUCCCACAUGGCUAAGUCGCUGGCACAAGUCCUGCUGAGACUGCUGCUGUCCAAAUAUGGACACCGUAAAGUCGGUUUAACAUUAUGGUUGACCUUAGUGCUUCUUUUUUUAGGCUCAGCAAGACACAUUUGCUGUGGAAAAAUAGUCAGCAGUGAGUCAUGGACCUACAGCUGAACAGAGUUACAGAGUUGGAAUCACACGACCUACUGAAUGAUGAGUGACUGUAUGAAGUCUCCCAAUAACUGUGAAUGCACCCUCACUGUAUAAUUGAACCGUUUCUCUCUCUCUCUCUCUCUCUCUCUCUCUCUCUCUCUCUCUCUCUCUCUCUCUCUGUGUGUGUGUGUGUAUGUGUACGUGAGAGAGAGAGAGAGUGAGUGUGUGUGUACUGUCCACAGUGUUUUAUUUGAUACAGCAUUCAGUCCAAGGCCAUGAUUAGAAGAAGUAUGGGAACCAAGUGACCUCAUCUGGAGAAACUCAGGGCCCAAAUUAUUAUUCUAGCCCAGAGUGUUUCUUUGUCAGGUCACAUAAUCAGGAAAAGCGUAGAGUUUUACUACAGAGAUGAAUGCUGAAAUGUUGUUAUAUUGAUGGCAUUAGCAUGGCAUCGACCAAAGCUAAUCACUAACCAAACCGCUGCUAGACUGUAUAGACUCAAUGUGUGCCGUAAUUGUCAAGUCAACAUUGUCGUGUCGUGGUUGAGAAUAAUUUAAUAAAUGUUUCAUCCAAGCUGAAUAGAACUGUUUGAUAGUUUAGAUAGCAAAGACAAUGCAUUUUUCAAUCACUAUUCUCCAGUCCUAUUUUAAACCAUCCCUUGUCAUGUUUCACGUCAUCCAUAAACUGUUGCUAUUAUGUACAGAAUAAUGUCCAAGAAAGACCCGUCUUUGCUUCAGCUGGUAUUGAAUACUGUAGUGGUCUUCAUUGCUGUAAAUUAAGCAGCUCUAAUCUGUUUAUCAAUCAAGCAACAUUGCUUCAAAGCCCAAAGAAGAAAUCCAGUUUGAUCAGUUACAAUUCAAAAUGGCAGACUUCAAAAACACUGCAGGUCAUGCUACAAACACCGAUAAAGCUCUACCGCAUCAUGGAUUCAUUUAUAGUUUGGCAGCUGUUUGACCUGCAUUUGACCCAAGUUUUAUAGCUGGUCUUCAGGCUUGCUGAGUCAUGUCGUGUUUGAGAUGCUGAGCUCAUCCCAGGCUACCUAGGGCAGGACAAUCACCCACAUACCCCAUACUCUUUCUGAGAGGUCAACUCUGGCACGCUGGCAUAUGGAGCAUUCCCACUGGGCACAUACUGGUUCAAAUCACGUUGUUUCCAUGUCAUUUCAAUGAAAUGACAUGGAAGCAACGUGGAAUAGACGUUGAAUUGAUGUCUGUGCCCAGUGGGUUGUCACAGAGUUAGAAAAGCUAGGGGAUGCAUUUGGGACAAAAGACUGAUGCCAUGCAACAUUUUAAAGUAGUCAACUGGCUAUGGGUUAAAGAGGGACCAGAGAGUUCCAUCCAGGUAAGUAGGAGGGAUCAUACAAUGAAUCAUAUACUCCUGAGCAAACAUUCCAGCACUGCAGAUAACAGAAAAUCAUCAACAUUGGCUUUAUGACCAUUCAAAACACAAACAGUGAAAAUUGACUUUUGAAAUGGGGAUAGCAGUCAAUUAACGACACUGCCCAAUGCCUAUACGGUCACAGAAGCGAUCAAUGGCAAGGAUAGGAUAUGCACCAUCUAGCUUUUUAAACUCUGUGAGCAAUGUGCCCUCGCUUUGGGAGGUCAGAGGUCACGCUGAGGCAUCCAGUCUGAGCAAUGUGAAUUUGAGAAGGGCUAGAACACAUCGUACCCUCAAAGGGGUGCAGGUGUGUUCCUUCUACACCCCAUUAUCAUCAUCACUCCCUUCCCCUACUCUCUAAAUCUCACAGGUAUAACCUGUGGAUCUAUGCCCUAUACAGUAGUGUGUAGAGUGUACUAUACUGUAGAUCUAGCUUAAACAGUCAGUACACAUCCUUCUCGUCUUGCAUAAAGGGUCACCUGACCCGAAGUUAGUCACAGACAUGCUGCCCAAUUUGUCUUAGUUUGUCCCCUGUUCAGGCUCUGGCGCCACACUCCUGUGUGUGUGUGUGUGUGUGUUUUGUGGCCAUACAGUGCCUUGCAAAA
Molecule: messenger RNA, 4951 nt
Organism: Coregonus clupeaformis (lake whitefish)
Lineage: Eukaryota; Metazoa; Chordata; Actinopteri; Salmoniformes; Salmonidae
Product: somatostatin receptor type 2
Exons: 3
Coding region: 541-1662 (373 amino acids)
Biological process (GO): cellular response to glucocorticoid stimulus; cellular response to estradiol stimulus; neuropeptide signaling pathway
Cellular component (GO): membrane; neuron projection
Molecular function (GO): neuropeptide binding; somatostatin receptor activity
Source: RefSeq, a predicted model, not a curated record